AUCCCUAAAUUUCCGUCGAAUGUAACGGAAUUAAUAAACCGCGUACGGCGUCAUCCGGCUAAUCGCCCCCCCCCCCCACCCCCGGCUCGAGCCAUUCAAGCUAGGGAGGAGAUUCAUCUCUUCAAUACGAUAUAGGAAACGUUUCCGGAGAAUCAUCGUCUAGCUACGGACUCAUUUCGUGGUGGUCGGAUUCGGCGUGUCGACGGACAGCAGCUUUUUUUUUUUUAAUCUUCUUCUCCACCUCUUCCUCUUUCACCGGUUCGUUUUUAGAAGCCUUCACCUACUUUUGAUCCUAUUUCCUCAGCUAUUGCCACGAUAUUCUGAUUGUGUAAUCCUUAGAUUUUGAUCGCCUCAUUUCCUCGAAUCACUCUUUAUCCAAAUGUUCAUUGACGACCGCUCGUUGUUUUGAUCGAUGCGAUGGAUCCAAGCUUGGUCUGGUUAUCAAAGCCAUGGCUCUUGAUGGGAUUGUUGUAUCUUCACCAUCGAGGAGAACGCAGUCUCUAAAGAGGCAGUGGGAAGAUUUGGGCAGCUGCUCCACGGUUAUCAAGAGGCAUCGAUAUCUCUUAACAGCUUUGGUGCUUUUGGCCUUUCUCUGCACUGUUUAUCUAUACUUUGCUGUCACUCUAGGCGCUAGGCACUUGUCGUGCUCUGGCUUGACCGGUAAAGAGAAGGCAAUGUGUCAAUUACAACAUGUCCAGGCUCUCUCCAAAGGGAAGCUGAAAGUUUUCUAGAGUGUGUCAUCGAGAGCCAAAGCUGAGAAAGCGCAACAUGAUUGCUCUCUUGCCCUACUACAUUCUUUUUUUUUUUUGUGAUUCUAUUGUGACAUUUGUGUGUAUUAUAUUAUUACUUUGUGAAAAUACCAGAGAUUUAUAAUCGAAACAUAAUUCAUUUUUGUUCAUUAAUGAAAAAUUAAAGGAAGUUUCUUA
Molecule: messenger RNA, 926 nt
Organism: Brassica napus (rape)
Lineage: Eukaryota; Viridiplantae; Streptophyta; Magnoliopsida; Brassicales; Brassicaceae
Exons: 2
Coding region: 450-731 (93 amino acids)
Source: RefSeq, a predicted model, not a curated record